Messenger RNA from Lodderomyces oxycetoniae, 651 nucleotides. RefSeq names its product putative monooxygenase. Bases 1 to 651 code for a protein of 216 amino acids. Gene Ontology annotation, cellular component: mitochondrial inner membrane. Gene Ontology annotation, molecular function: 3-demethoxyubiquinol 3-hydroxylase activity. Gene Ontology annotation, biological process: ubiquinone biosynthetic process. The record is from RefSeq and is a predicted model, not a curated record. Lineage: Eukaryota; Fungi; Ascomycota; Pichiomycetes; Serinales; Debaryomycetaceae. The transcript has a single exon.
AUGCUUUCAAAGAUCUCUACAAUGCCCUCAAUGCCCUCAAUGCUCCCAUCCAUCUCCUUUAGACGGUUUGUCUCGGGUGCUGCUGCUGCUUCUAGUGCAGUCCCUAAUGUGCUCUCUCCUGCCCAUUUAGCUUAUCUAGACAGAGUAAUCAGAGUUGACCAGGCUGGGGAGUUGGGCGCGAAUUAUAUAUACAUGGGCCAAUACUGGGUGCUUGCAAACAAGUACCCCCACCUAAAGCCCGUGCUCAAACACAUGUGGGAGCAGGAGAUCCACCACCACAACACAUUCAAUAAACUCCAAACGAGAAAAAGGGUAAGGCCUUCGCUUCUCACGCCGUUGUGGAAGCUAGGCGCUGUUGGCAUGGGCGCAGCCACGGCUGCGCUCAGCAAAGAGGCUGCUAUGGCAUGUACGGUAGCAGUAGAGACUGUUAUUGGAGGGCAUUACAAUCAGCAACUAAGAGUGUUGAUGAACUUUGAUAGUGACGAGGUGAGGCAGAUUAUGGAGAAGAUUCUGCAGUUUAGAGAUGAGGAGUUGGAGCAUUUGAAUACUGCUAUUGAGCAUGAUGCAGAGAGUGCUGUGCCGUAUAUGGUGAUAACAGAGGGGAUUAAAUUGAUAUGUAAGGGGGCUAUAUGGGCAGCGGAAAGAAUAUAG